AUGCUGAGGACACUCCGGUCAUCGUCGUCGUCGUCGUCGACGGGAAGCAUAGCGGCUUUGCCGAGGUCUGCGUCGACUUGUUCGUCGGAUGGUGGCUCGCCGUUCCCCCUGCCGGCAAGCACGGCAGGCGGCCGCAGAGCGCGUGGCGGUGCGGCGGCAGAAGCAGGAGUCGGGGCGGGGACUGUGGCUGGGCUAGGGGAUGGUGCCGGUGCUGGGGCUGCAGCUGGAGUGACGGCAGCAACGCCGCUGCUGGCGGGAAGCGGGCGCGGCGGAGGCGGUGAUGGCGAGCUGGGCCUCGGGCUCGGGCUCGCCGGUGAGGGCGGCGGCGGCUACGGGCUCGCUGGUGGGGACGAGGUGCUGGUGCUGGAGCGGCGAAAGGCGCCGCUGGUGGCGUCGUGCAUGGCCGUGGUGGCACGGUUCAAGUUCCGACUCGGGCUGACGGCCGGCGUGCUGGCGCUGCUGCUUGUGGGCGCGGUCUUCUUCUCGUCGGCGUCGUCGGCCGAGACAGAACCGGGCGACGAGCUGAUCGGCGUCGGGCGUGGCAUGCCGUACAAGUGGAUGGUGGACAUGUCCGGCCCGCUAGCAUACUUUAAGGUUGUCGUCACCGGGCCGCCGCGCGAAAAGCUAGGUGGGAGUGGGAACGCCACGGGCUCGGCCGUCCACAUCGACGUGGCGCUCAUUGCGGUGGUGGACGGGGUGGAGAGCGCGGUCGGCGACGCUUGGCGGAUUGAGCUCGAGAGCGAGGAGUCGACCGAAGAGGAGAAACGGAUUCCCGGGCCCGACACGCAUUUUGACGCGCUGCCGGGCGCGCCGUACCUGUUCUUUGAGAUCUCGACCAACUCGCCGACCCCGAUCGGCCUGCAGCUGCAUGUGGUGCAGCUCUCCGAGGCCGCGGCGUACCAGGUCCUGUUUGCCGCUGUCAUUCUUGUGGUCGUCUACGUCUUUAUCGUCUUUGAGCUCCUGCAUCGGGUCAUUGCCGCCAUGCUCGGCUCGUUCAUUACGCUCGCCACGCUGGCGGCGAUCGACGAGCGGCCAUCGCUCGAGACCAUCAUCGGGUGGAUCGAGUACGAGACUGUGUGCCUCUUGUUUGGCAUGAUGGUCAUGGUGGGUAUUUUCUCGACAACCGGCUUCUUCGAGUGGGUGGCGGUCAAAGCGUACAAGUUCUCCAACGGCGACAUCAACCGCCUUGUGGUUGUCCUCUGUGUCUUUACGGCCAUUCUCUCGGCGUUUCUGGACAACGUGACCACCAUCCUUCUUCUCACUCCGGUCACCAUCCAGCUCUGCACGGUGCUUUCGAUCGAUCCGGUGCCGCUGCUGGUGGCCGAGGUUGUCUUUUCUAACAUUGGUGGGACGGCAACCGCCAUCGGCGACCCACCCAACGUCAUCAUUGUCUCAGACUCGCGGGUCUCGGCCGCUGGGGUCGGCUUUCUGGACUUGACGCUCAACCUCGCACCCGGAGCCAUUUUGGCGACGCUCGCGGCGUAUGUCUUCCUCAAGUGGCAGUACGGCGGGCUGUUUGACAACGUCAAGCCGCUCACGCCGCUGGAGCAAGAAGUGGAGGUCUGGCGCAAGACGCUGAAACGGACGCCGGUCGGCUCGACGCCCGAGGAGGCGCGGGUCCGCGAGCUUCUUGUGGCGCACAUUGAGCAGCUCGAGGAUCUGGUGGCGGCCGAGGCGAACGAGGGCGGCGGCGGCAACGUGUCGAUUGCGGCGCUCGAGGCCAAGUACAAGAUCCACGACGCACCGCUGUUUGUCUCGUGCGCCACCGUUCUCUUUGUGGUUAUUCUCCUCUUCUUCCUCCAGUCUGUGUUCAAGAUCAAUCUCAACUUGGCGUGGAUCUCCAUCCUGGGCGCGCUGACAAUGCUCAUCGUCUCUGGCAUCCACGACAUUGAGGAGGUUCUGGAAAAGGGUCUCGGCGAGCUCGGGCUCAUCACGUACAUUGGCGACGUCACGUCCGAGGCCAUCAAGUCGGUGCCCGCCCAGUCGCGGCUCGCCGUUGCGCUACUGCUCAUCCUCUGGAUCUCUGCGCUUGUCUCGUCGUUCCUCGACAACAUCCCGUUUGUGACAGCCAUGAUUCCGGUGGUUCUCCAGCUCGGCUCGGACCCAGAGGUGAACCUCCCACUGGCGCCGCUGGUCUACGCACUUGCCUUUGGCUCGUGCAUGGGCGGCAACGGCACCCUCAUCGGUGCGUCGGCAAACGUGGUUGCUGCCGGUCUUGCCCUGCAGGCUGGCCACGACAUCUCGUUCAACCGCUACUUCCGGACAGGCUUUCCGGUCAUGAUUGUGAGCGUAUGCGUGGUGAGCCUUUACCUCAUGGUGGUUCACGUCUGGAUCCUGGGCUGA
Thecamonas trahens ATCC 50062 is the source of this 2343-nucleotide messenger RNA. RefSeq names its product tyrosine transporter. Lineage: Eukaryota; Apusomonadida; Apusomonadidae. Bases 1 to 2343 code for a protein of 780 amino acids. Gene Ontology annotation, biological process: transmembrane transport. Gene Ontology annotation, cellular component: membrane. The transcript has 2 exons. The record is from RefSeq and is a predicted model, not a curated record.